Molecule: messenger RNA, 1266 nt
Organism: Cherax quadricarinatus
Lineage: Eukaryota; Metazoa; Arthropoda; Malacostraca; Decapoda; Parastacidae
Source: RefSeq, a predicted model, not a curated record
AUGAAUUUGAAGGAGUUAGAGAAGCUGGCUGGAAAACACCCACUGAAGGUGGAGCUGGAAGAAGCUAUAAGGGAGAUACAGCUUCUGAGAGAAGAACACAUAAGGAUUCAUAACCGUCUUCAUGGCAACAAGAAAAACGAUAAAGGAAAUGACAAUAACAAAUGGAAAGUGGUUGGUAAAAAAGGAAUAAAACUGAAGAUAAAGAAGUCUGUAAAGGCAACUGUGGAAAGUCCAAAUCCCUUCGCAGUAUUGCUGGACGAGUGUAGUUCGUCCACCGACAAGGAGACAGAGGUUAAAAAGGAGCAUAUAUCACGAAUGUCGUCACUGGAGAGCAUUUCCCCACCGCUGGUCACGCCUGCUAGAGCUAAUACACCCACUGAGGCCAAGCAGUCAGCCGCCCUCGCCCGCCCUCAGAUAGUGGGCGGCUCCCUGGCUACUUAUUCCGCCGUCGACACCGCCAGAACUGUCAAUAAUUCACACAGCCGUAACAACGAAGUGGGUCAGCCAAAUGGUCGUCUCAGACAACUUUCAGAAACAUCACGCAAUUCUCUGCCACCCACGAAACUGCCAUUCCGUCCUGGACGAAUGCCACCCGAGACUCCGGUGAUGGCCAUACCGCCCACGCCGCCACCCACAGCUGCCGGGGAUGGCAUGAGGAAAGGAGGGAGAGUACACCUGCAGCCAUUAACGAUAAGAAAGACAUCGAACUAAGCUAAGCUAGGCCUGUAGAAAGUACAUUGUAACUUAGCUCAGUAAUAACCAUGAACAGUGACGAUGCUGUGAGUAACCUAAGUUACCCACCAUAUUCUAAAUGACCUCUUGGACAUAAUUGUAAAAUAUUCCCAAUUAUAUUUUGAAUAUUAUUUAUAUCUUAUAAAUGUAUGCAGGAUUAUGACCAUUGAACAUUUAACUAGUAAUAUCAAGCAGAAAUGUAUGAAGUGUCCUUAUUAGACUUUAAUUACAUUCUUUUAAGUGAUCUCAAAUUGAUUUUAAAUUAAUUAGAUUAGUGUGUGCAUAUCACUGUAACUUGACACUAACAGCGGUUGACUUAGGAAAAUUAUGGAAAUAAAUAAAAGUAUUAGGCUGGAUUAGGAUGGAUAAUGAGAACCUUUAAAACUAGGGAUGCCAAGCCCAUGAUGACACUCUUCAGGUAACUUGUUCUAUCUAGGCUGGAAUAUUGCUGCACACUAACAGCACCUUUCAAGGCAGGUGAAAUUGCUGACCUAGAAAAUGUACAGAGAACCUUCACGGCGCGCAUAACGGAGA